CGCGCCGGCCUCACCGCGCGCGACCGCCCGCGCGCGCGCCGAGCGCGAGCGCGCGAUGCGCGUCGCCGUUUGCGCGCGCGCGCGCGCGACGCGCGUCGCGCGCGGCGGCGCCAGCGCGUCGAGACCGCCGACCGGUCGAGUUUCAGUCCCGCGCGCGACGCCGCGCCCUGGCCGCGCGAACGCGUCUCGAGCGAUCGUGAUCGCGCGCGCGCGCUCGAGCGCAUCGUCCCUGGCGCCGGCGACGACGCGGGCGCCGAUCGAGACGAUGGAUGCGUACGUCGCGCGCGUGGCGGAUUUCGUCCCGCCCGCGGCGUUCGCGGCGACGCUCGGCGCGUUCGCGUUCACGGCGAUUGGAUUCAUGCUCGGGUGUCUGCUGACGCUCAGAGAGCUCGUGCGCGCGUGUCGCGAGGCGACGCUGGCGUCGCGAGCGGUGCGGAACUGUGCGAAUUCGAUAGAGGUGUCGUGCGCGAGCGUGGAUAGGUGCACGAAGAACAUCGACGCGACGUGCGCCAAGGUGGACGAUUUCCUCGAGCAAGCGAACACGAUCGGGACGACGACGUCGAAUAUUCUGACCGAGGCCGGGUUGUUGCAGCGACGGGUGUCGGAGCUGCCGAACGCGCUUUUGGGGUCGCUCGGGGAUUCGGCGGAGGACCCGAGGUCGCGAUCGUUCCUCGCGGCGCGAGGCGCCGACGGCGCGGAACUCGCGGCGGAGAUGGCGCGACGAGAUAUCGUGCUAGGAAAAGAAAUCACGGGGAGGAGGUUAGGGAACGGGUGGAUCGGGUCGACGAUGCAUCGGUUCUUUUUUUCAAGAGAUAAUACUUUUAGCGUCGGCGAAUACGUCGCGGUGAAGCGAUCGAAUAAUAUGUACACGUGGGGCGUCGUCGAGGCGGGUGAUUCAGACGAAAGCGAGGACGGCAAGGGAGUGGACGGCACGGAGUCGUCGAGCAAUAGCGCGGUGGACGUCUCGCAGGCAGAACCCGCGGUGUGCGAGUGGCCGCCGCGCGAUUAUCCCGCGGAAGCCGCGGCGAAGGAGAUCGAAGAGGCAAACAAAAUCACGCCCAUGAAGGUGUUCAAGGCGCUCAUUCGCAUGCCGUUGCCAAAGAACUUGGGCGAACCUGAGAGGCAGUAUCGCGUCGUCGUUGAAGUGGAUAGAGAUUUGUACCGUUUCAAGUACGUCGACGCGUCGCUGUUGGGCAAACGAUACUGA
Messenger RNA from Ostreococcus lucimarinus CCE9901, 1207 nucleotides. RefSeq lists its product with no specific name. The transcript has a single exon. Lineage: Eukaryota; Viridiplantae; Chlorophyta; Mamiellophyceae; Mamiellales; Bathycoccaceae. The coding region runs from base 266 to 1207 and encodes 313 amino acids. The record is from RefSeq and is a predicted model, not a curated record.